Molecule: messenger RNA, 1720 nt
Organism: Solanum pennellii
Lineage: Eukaryota; Viridiplantae; Streptophyta; Magnoliopsida; Solanales; Solanaceae
Product: phosphoglycerate mutase-like protein AT74
Exons: 5
Coding region: 519-1544 (341 amino acids)
Molecular function (GO): phosphatase activity
Source: RefSeq, a predicted model, not a curated record
AUCUCAUUUCUCUUCAUCAUACAAUAUACAAUAUAUGCAGCAUCAUUUGCAUAGUACUUGCCUAUUCAAUAUUCCAAAUUCAGUCCGACUAAUUCAGAUUCAUAUCGCAUCGACUCACAAAAUGAAUAUAGCCCUUUACCCAUAGUUUCUCGAUCUCUUUGAGUUUCAAUUCAAAACCUCAAGUUAAGAACGGAAGAACCUCAUCCAUCUCAUCCCACUACAGUCUUUCAUGGUCGAAUUAAUUCAAAUUCACAUCUCGUAGCCUCAAAAGGGAGAAAUAACUCCUUACCCCUAAUUUCUCAAUUUUCUGAAUUUCAACCCAAAACCUCUACUUAAGGACUUAAGAUACUCAUACAUCUUUUCUUUAUAACCUUAUUAUCGAGAGCCGACUUGCAUACACCUCAACUAACUCCACGAAAUAUCUAUCACCUCCCACCAGCAACAGAUAGCCUCACACAUCUCAUCCCACUACUUGGUCUUGAGGUUACAUAGCUAAAGAACAUUUUGUUUUAAUCAAGAUGAGUAACCUUUUCACCAAGAUUUAUCCACCCUCUAUCACAAUAAAUCACCAAAAGCUUCAACAAAAUUCUAGUACAAUAAGAUGUUGUUCCAACUCCAAUCAUGAUGAACAUUCUAGUACAGAACACAAUGGUUGGAUACUUAAUGGUUUCCCAGAAAAGAACCUAGUACAACAUCAACAUGGCAUGGUAAAACCACCUAGACCAAAAAGAAUCAUUCUUGUUAGACAUGGAGAAAGUGAAGGAAACGUUGAUGAAAGUGUCUACACAAGAGUGGCUGAUCCUAAAGUUGGAUUAACCGAAAAAGGCGUAAUCGAAGCAGAGGAAUGUGGAAGGAAAAUGAGAGAAAUGAUUGAGAAAAAUGAUGGCAAUGAUGAUUGGAAAGUAUAUUUCUAUGUUUCACCUUAUAAAAGAGGAAUUGAAACAUUGAGAAAUUUGGCUAAGUCUUUUGAACGUUCAAGAAUCGCUGGUGUUAGAGAAGAGCCACGUUUGAGAGAACAAGAUUUUGGAAAUUUUCAGGACAGAGAACAAAUGAAGAUAGAGAAAGCUGUUCGAGCUCGUUAUGGUCGUUUCUUUUAUAGGUUUCCUAAUGGAGAAUCAGCAGCAGAUGUUUAUGACAGAAUCACAGGGUUCAGGGAAACACUUAGAAGUGAUAUUGACAUAGGAAGAUUUGAACCACCUGGUCAACAGAGUCCAAAUAUGAACCUUGUUAUAGUUUCACAUGGACUUACACUAAGGGUGUUUUUGAUGAGAUGGUAUAAAUGGACUGUUGAGCAAUUUGAAGGAUUACAUAAUAUGACUAAUGGUGGCAUGAUUGUCAUGGAAAGAGGCUAUGGUGGAAGGUAUUGUUUGUCAAUGCAUCAUACAAAGGAGGAGUUACAGAAAUUUGGAAUGACUGAUGAGAUGUUAAUUGACCAAGAAUGGCAAAAGAUAGCCAAGCCAGGUGAACUAAACUAUGAUUGCUUGAUUACUGGACCAUCUUACUUUACUCAUUUUGAUGAUGAUGACAAGAUUUUUGAGUUGUAAUUUGACUCAUAUACACCGACGGUGUAAAAGAAUUUUUCACACUACCAACGUAGUUUUACCUGUUGUAACUAGACAUCGAACAUUUUACCAUGUUAAAAACAGGCUAUCAAUCCAUGUUUCCUGUAAAAAGCUACAUGUAAUUGACUCUGAUAAUUAAACAAUUUUAUGUUUAGUUA